Molecule: messenger RNA, 1129 nt
Organism: Quercus robur (English oak)
Lineage: Eukaryota; Viridiplantae; Streptophyta; Magnoliopsida; Fagales; Fagaceae
Exons: 3
Coding region: 602-1087 (161 amino acids)
Molecular function (GO): zinc ion binding
Source: RefSeq, a predicted model, not a curated record
AGAAAAUCGGAGUGAUGCUUUUCUUCCUCACCUCGAACCUGUCUGCGCAAAACCCCAGUUCCUCUCAGCAUUCGGACCUGGCUUGAGGAUCUCGUUGCCCCUCACUUCCCCGCCUCCACUGCGUUAGAUCCUCCCUCAGCUCGAACUCCAGAAAACCCACUUGAAGGAAUCCCAGACUCCCAACUCUGAACAUAACCCCGUUCGGGAGGACGCCGGAAAGUGGGCCUUACACGAUCAAAAAUCGCGGUAGCAUGUGGUAAUCGAUUAUUCUUUUUAAAUUUGGGUCGGUUUUUAUUUUUAUUUCUAUUAUUUUUAUUUUUAUUUUUUAUGAUCUUGAUUAUAAUUGUUAUGAUUAUGAUAGUGUUUGUUAUGUUUAUGUAGUGGGUUUUUAUUUAUUUUUGCUAAGAGUGUUAACUAUGAGUUUGCCUUAUUUUCAUAAUUUUUUUUUUAAAAAUCUCACUUUAUUUUUUGUUUUAAUGAGAGUUUGCCGUAUCCAACGUUGCUCAUCUUCCUCACCUUCAAAUUGUAAACUCAUCGCGGCACUGUGGGUCUGCUGAAGAGAAACUCGUGAGCCCUCUGUUGGGCUAGACGAUUCACCACAAUGUCGGAGGGAAGUGCCAGUAGCUAUAACUCCAACUAUAGGGGGCAUGUGUGUGACAUGAAUCAAUGCGUGUUGCGGACAUCUUUGCAGCUCCAUAAUUUCGGUAGACGGUUUUAUGGCUGUAGACAUUGGAAGCCUGGCAGUGACGAACAUUGUAAGUCCUUUAAAUGGUUGGAUGGCAUCCCAUGUAGGCGUGGAGCUGAAACAGCACCGAUUGUCAUUGUGAAAUUUACUAGGCUUGAGGCCGAGGCAGCUAUGGCAAAAAACAAUGAGAUGGAAGCCCGUGCAAUGAUAGCAGACCUACUCCACAGGGAAAGAGUAGCAAAGCGUAGUGCUGAAAAAGCAAAGAUUUCCCUUCGUAUGGCCAAUGCGCGAGCAUGUAAAUAUCAAGUUGCUCUACUUAUGUCAUGGUUGGCAAUUGUGGUGUUCAUUAUAUUUUCACUUGGUAAUAGGGAUGUUGGAUUACGGCAAAUGUGUCUGCCAUGACCUUUUUAAUUUUUAUUAGUUGUUUGGAAAUGUAUUGUACAU